This is a messenger RNA of Aspergillus caelatus, 1418 nucleotides long. Its product is annotated as DNA-directed RNA polymerase I subunit RPA43. Gene Ontology annotation, cellular component: RNA polymerase I complex. Lineage: Eukaryota; Fungi; Ascomycota; Eurotiomycetes; Eurotiales; Aspergillaceae. The transcript has a single exon. Bases 46 to 1296 code for a protein of 416 amino acids. The record is from RefSeq and is a predicted model, not a curated record. Gene Ontology annotation, biological process: DNA-templated transcription initiation.
CGAAGAUACUCCACAGGCGCACCCAUUGCGCCACGAUCGAACACAAUGGCCGUCGACGCGAUGGAAAUCGAUUCGGACCAGGUCCCAAUUGCCGUACCUUCCCCUGAAAAAGAGCGCAAGCGCAAGCACAAGAACAAGGAUGUAUCAUCCUCAUCCCCGUCAAAGAAGAAGCGCAAGCACGAAUCGAGCCAAUUCACCGACGAAACUGCCGCUCAUGACAGUGAAAAGAAGAAAAAGAGCAAGAAGUCUAAGGAUAAGGCGAAGAUCAAACAGGCUGGCACAGAAGAAACAGCAAUUCCAGGCUCGCCUUUUGUUCUGACCACCGCAACACUCUAUCUUCCUCUAUCGCCCAUCUCGAUUUCCCCGACUCAUGCUAAAGCCUCCCUUCUGGCGGAACAUCUCUCCCCUCUCCUUCUUACUUACUAUGCUCCCCUUCAAGGAAUCGUUCUGGCCUACUCUGAUGCCUCGAUAUCGAGUACUCCGCCAUCCCCAUCUACGUCCUCUGAUCCCGCAGAUCCCAACCCGAAACCAUUAACACUCGCCAAGACAGCAGGCGAAUACGGUGUGCUGUACGUUUACCUGACUGCAACAUUUCUGGUUUUCCGGCCACAGAGAGGUCAAAUUCUCGAAGGAUGGGUCAACGUCCAGUCCGAAGGCUUCCUGGGCGCCGUUGUGCUCAACCUCUUCUCCGUCGGUAUUGAGCGCAAGAGACUCCCCACGAACUGGAAAUGGGUCCCACCAGGUGAAGAAGGCAGCGUUAGCGGAGACCAGCAAAAAACAACCACCGCAUCCGAAGAUGAUGAAUCCGAACCGUCUGCCUCCUUCGAUCAAGAAAAAGAGCACUUCAAUCCCGUCUCGUUGGCAAACCCCGUCUCCGACACCCUCAAUGAAGAAAUCAAUGCUGAGGACGACGAGUCUGCUGCAGAGGGCUACUUCCAGUCUGUAUCUGGUCACCGUGUACGCGGCACUGUCCGUUUCCGAGUCGUCGAUGUCGACGUCAUCCCCGGUUCGGAGCGCGAUCGCAGUUUUCUUAGCAUUGAGGGCACGAUGCUCUCCCCGGAGGAGGAAGCCAGAGUGCUUGAAGAUGAGCGUAACGGUAUCUUGACCACGUCUGCCACCCCACGGAGGGGACUUAGUCAAGAACCCCGGGUUUCCAUGUCCGGCGCACUAGCAGCGCCAUCGGUAGCUGCUAUCCCAGAACCAGAAACUCCCAGCAAGACCAAGGAGCCGAAGGCCGAGAAGGAGAAGAAAUCCAAAUCAUCCAAGUCCAAGAAGAAAGAAAAGAAGGAGAAAUGAUCUAUGAAUCGAGUUUAACUCUGAGCUUACUCCGUCUCGAUUAAAUUCAAUCAAGUUAUGUUUGUGUAUAGAAGUUAGCAUUUCAUGUUCUAUAUUAUUAUUAUUAUCAUGUUGGGCGUUAG